Capsaspora owczarzaki ATCC 30864 is the source of this 1527-nucleotide messenger RNA. RefSeq lists its product as hypothetical. Gene Ontology annotation, molecular function: protein binding. The transcript has a single exon. Gene Ontology annotation, biological process: regulation of ubiquitin-dependent protein catabolic process. NCBI's taxonomy places the organism in Eukaryota, Filasterea, Ministeriida, Capsasporidae. The record is from RefSeq and is a predicted model, not a curated record.
CUGUCGAGCCCGCGCGCCAGCCAGCCAUCGAGCCCGGCAUCAAGCGUCCCGAGCAGCCCGAGCGCAGGUCUGUACACGACGGCGCCGCCGCUCUUCCCGCCCACAUUCUUGCCAAGCUCGCCGCUGCCGCAAUCGGCGUCCGCGACCCCCAGCACCACCACCACCACCACCACCACUACCACCACUUCUACCAAUCAAGGAUUGACAGCCGCUGCUGCAGCACUCGCACCUCUGGCGUCACCACAGCGCGCGCUGCCCCAGCCAGUGGAGAUUGAGCGACAGCGUCUCUAUUCGUCUGCCCUCACAUUCCUGCUGGAGGCGGACGCAGAGUUUGCCAAAUGCCGCAGCGACAUUCUAGACAACGUCGACAACCUGGGUCUCCUCCAGCUCGACAUUGUGUACUGCUACUUGAUGCUCCGCGACGUGACCUCGUUGCCGGACGCCACGCGCCGACUUGCCACCUGCGAAGCAACGCUCAAGCGCAGCUACGGUGCCAACUUGGAGCGUCUGCGGCGAACCCGCGAGGGUGCCGUGCCCCCAGAAAUGGUCUUUCUCGUUCGUCUCAAGCUGCUCAAGGCUGCCGUGCUCUUCCACGAGACGGCUGCGCGCCGCCCAGCAGCAUCAGGCUCAAACCCGACAGCAGUCGCUUCGGCCGUCGUGUCGGCGCGUGCCGAGUGCUCUCGUCUGCUCGAGGAGGUGACUCGUGAGAUUACCAGCAUGAAGCCCGACCCGGCAGCGGUGGAGCAGCUCAUGACGAUGGGAUUGACGUCGACGCAGGCUCGCGUCGCGCUUCGCGAGCCGAACGACGUCUCCCGCGCCCUCGAGCUCCACUUUGCCCACCGGCAGCAGGAGCAAACGCACCGCGAGCAACACGAGCAAAGCCGCUUCAACCGCGAGUUGCAGCGUCGGCUGGGACGCACCACUCGGGGCGAGUGGGUUGACGUCAAUCUUUUCCAGUACCUGCACUCGACCGGCUUCCCCAAGCACGCCGCCGGCGCUGCGCUGCGACAGGCCAACAACAACCUGGAGAUUGCCAUGCAGCUCCUGACCACAUGCCCGCAGCUGUUCGCCAAGCCCACGCAUCAUCGCCGACGGACGAGCGCUGCCGGCUCCUCCGGCUCGGCUCCGCCUUCGCCUGCUGCCAGGAUGGGUACGGGCAACCUCGGCGACCUUACCGCAUUGCUGUCUUCGAUGGGCAUUUACAUGCCAGCGGAGCGCAUCCAGCAGACGUUGGCAGAGUGCGACGGCGAUCUCAACCGCGCCUUCGAGCGACUUCAAAAGGAGCAGUUUGGGGUUGAGGAUGCUCCUGCCACCCCUGGUUCCGGAGCCAGUGCCACGCCCGUUGACAGCGACGACGACGACGACGACGAUGGGUUUAUGGACGAUACCGAGCACACCCGCCAAGUGAUUGCGAACGAAAUCUUGCCCACCAUUUCCAAAGAUUCUCUCGCCUAUCUUGACAUGAAUCUCGACGAAGAGGAGUCUGUCGCACACUUUUAUCAGUCCUUGCUGGCCAAGUUGCAAUGA